Messenger RNA from Paramecium pentaurelia, 6697 nucleotides. NCBI's taxonomy places the organism in Eukaryota, Ciliophora, Oligohymenophorea, Peniculida, Parameciidae. The record is from the annotation of a GenBank genome assembly.
AUGAAGAGAACUUUAUUAAUUAUUGCUUUGAUAAGCAUAGCAACAUGUCAAGUAGUAAAUAAAAGUGAAGUUUGUUCUUGUGCAUUACUUCUUACAUCUGGUGAUUGUGGAAGAAACACUAAUUGCGUAUGGAACUCGACAAAAUUAGUUUGUGAAGUUCCAUAAAAUACAGGCCCUGUAACUGUACCUAAAAAUUAUGGAAAAUCUUUAUAUUGUGAAGGAUUAGCUCAAACAGAAUGUCUUAAAUUGAAUGAAUGUGCUUGGAUAGAUAAUAAGUGUACAUUCUUUACAAGUUGUACACCUUAUGAGAAAACUAGUAAAGAUGAAUGUUAAGCAAUAUCAAAAAGAUGCAUUACAGAUGGAUAAAUUUGUGUUGAAAUAGACUUAUGUUCUACUUAUUUAACAUCAACAUCUUGUACUUAGAGUAAGACAAAUUAUUGUGUUUGGGAUGAUAUAGGUAAGAAAUGUUCUGAUGUAACUGAAUGCAGUUAAUUACCAACAUCUUUGACUAAAGAUUCUGAAUGUAGAUUACAUUUAAAGAAAGAGUGUACAGCCAAACAAGGGGGAGGAUGUGUAGAAUCUGGAACAAAUUGUGAAGAUUAAGUAUCAGAAGAAGGAUGUGUCACAAACAAAACAGGAACAGUUUAAUGUUUUUGGGGAAAUGGUAAAUGUUAUGAAAAAAAAUGUGAAUUUGCUUUAACUACUAAUAGAUCUCAUGCUGAUUGUUAAUUAUUCUCUUCUAAAUGUACAGCUAAAGAAAAUGGUGGUUGUGUUGAUAUUACAACAUGUUAAGAUGGAAAAAUAAGUGAAGGAUGUAAAAUUGAUAAUGCAAAAAAGGAAUGUUAUUGGUCUGUCUCAGAGAAUAAAUGUAAAGAUAAAACAUGUGUUAAUGCACCAAAUACAUUGAAAACAAAUUCAGAUUGUUAGAAAUAAUUCUUAGCAACAUGCAUAACAAAUGGUGCUGGAUGUGUUGAAGAUACAAGUUGCGGAAGUUCUACUGUUGCAGAUUAAUGUACUGUUAAUAGAUACAAUAAUAGAUAAUGUACAUGGAAUGGUACAUGUAAAGAUAGAACAUGUGAAAAUGCAGCUACUGACAUUAUUGGUCAUGAUGCAUGUUCAACAUAUUCAAAAUUAUGUACAGGUAAAGCAAAUAAUGCUGGUGGAUGUUAAAAUAGAACAUGUGACAAUGCUCCUACUACAAUUACUUCAAAUUCUGGAUGUGAAGACUAUCUUCCAAAUAAAAAUUGUAUAGCUAAAAAAGAUGGUGGAUGUGUUACUAAUACUACUUGUUAAGCUAUAUUAUUAAAAGAUGCAUGUGUUAAAGAUUUAAAUGGAAAAGAUUGUUAUUGGGAUAGUGUAGCAGGUAAUUGCUUAGAUAAAACAUGUGCUUCUUUACCUUCUAGAAUAAAUAAUCAUACAGAUUGUAAUAAAGAAAUUAAUACAUGUACUGUUAAUUCAUCUGGUACUUGUGUUGAUUUAUUAUGUGAAAAUAUUAUUGAUAAAGAAAAUUGUACAAAAGAUAAAGAUGCUCAAGAAUGUAUUUAUUAUGGAUCUUGUUUCUAAAAGCAAUGUUCUUCAGCUUCUUAAUCAUUUACAACUCAUGCAGAAUGUUAAGAUUAUCUUGAGACUUGUACUGUUACAAAUGCAAAGAAAGGUUGUAUGGAUCUUCCAUUAACAUGUUCAGCAUUAACUAUUAAAGAUAAUUGUGAAUUGAAAGCUAAUAAAGAUAAAUGUGGUUGGACUGGAUCUAUUUGUAUUGAUAUAGCUUGUACAACUGCCCCAACUAAGGUUGAUGAUGAAUACACAAUAGAAUUAUGUGAAGCAUAUAAACCAAAUUCUAAUUGUGUACCAAAUACUUUAAAGAAAGGAUGUGUAGAAUUACCAGUUAAAUGUGAUUUACGUAAAAUCAAAGAAUAAUGUGAUGUUGCAGGUACAAAAACUAAUGGAGGUAAAACAUGUUUAUGGGAUGGUGAUACUCUUUGUUAUGAAAAAACAUGUGCUAAUGCAACUAAAGAAGGCAAUGCGCUUAGUGUUGUAAAAACAGAUGGUGCAGUAGCUCAUAAUGAUUGUUUAGAAUGGUUGAAAGAUGAUAAACUUAAUCCUCUUUGUAUUGUUGGAACAGGAAAUGAUGCAUGUGCUCCUAUACCAUCAAAUUGUAGUGGUUUAGGAAAAAAUUCCUGUCUUAAUAAUCUUUUAAAAGUUCCUAAUACAGAUCCUGUUGAAUAUUAAAAUUGUUUCUGGAAUGAUACAACUAAAAAAUGUGUAGAUGGAAAUGUAUGUGCAAAUAUUGAUAAAACAACUCAUGGUGAUUGCACAACUGCAUCUAAUAAAAAAUGUACAGUAAGUGCUGAUGAACAAAAAUGUGUUGAUAGAUUAUCAUGUAGUUAAUAUACUAAAAGUGUUUAAUGUUAAAAAGAUAAAAAUGAUGCGCCAUGUUCAUGGGAUGCUCAAACUGAAAAAUGUAGUGAUACUGUAUGUUUGGCUACAGUAGAAGAUACAAAAAGUUUUGAUACUCAUACAGAAUGUACCAAUAAAUCCAAUUAAUGUACUGUCACUAAUUUACCAUGUGGACUUAAAAAAGCUACUUGUUCCAAUUAUGGAAAUGAAUUAGCUUGUGUGGGUGGAAAACUUGGAGAUUAGGCUUAAUGUUCAUGGGAUUCUGUAAAUAGUGUUUGCGAGGAUGUUCCUGCAGAUGACUUUGAUUGUACAAAAAUAAAAGGUGCCAAACUCACAGGAAAGUAUUGUAACAAUGCAAAGGCUACAUGUUCUGUCAAUGCAGCUGGAAAUUCUUGCAUUACUGGAUAAGAAAAUUGUAGUGGUUAAACUUAAGCUAAUUGUAAAUGGUCAUUAGUUGAAGGAGAUUGUUAUUUUAUUAAUAGUGCUUGUAAGGCUGUUUCUACAUUAAAAUGUAGUGAACUUAGUGGAUCAACUGAUGCAGAAUGUAGAACAUUAAAGAGUAGUUGUAUAUUUGGAGCAUCUGGUAAAUGCAAACCUAAUUGUGCAAGCCUUACAGAACCAUAGACUUUUGAUUCAUGUUAAAAUUUUGAUUCAGAAUGUUCUGUUCAAAAUGAUGGAAAGUCAUGUUAUUAUAUAGAUAAAAAUUGUUCCUUAUUAACCACGAAUACAUGUACAAAAGGAAAGGAUGGAUAUUGUUAACGUAGUGGAUCAAAUUGUGCUAAGGUUACUAUAAAUUCUGCUACUUGUGCUAAUGUUACGAUGUCAACAUAAGGUGCAGCUAAAAUAACUGCUAAAUAUUGUAAAGAAAUUAGUGCAGGAGCAUGUACAGCUAAAUCUGAUCAAACAGUAUGUGCUGUUAUUGCUGCUGAAUGUGGAGAUUAUACAGGGGAUACCUUGACCUAGUGUUAUUAUGCAACAGAAGGUUAUUGUCAUCUUGACUCUUCUAACAAUUGUAUUAAAUAUGAGGUUUCAACAGCUUGUACCGUUAAAUUAGGAGGAGAACCCAACUUAAAUUUAAAUAUAUGUUAAGAAUUUAGCAAUACAUGCACUGUUGAUGGUUCAAAUGCCAAAUAGUGCAGCAAUUAUUCAUCAACACCUUUAACAUGUAGUGAUUUUAAAGGAAUCUACAAUUUCUUUAAUUGUUAUCAUUUCUUAUAGACUUGUUCUGUAAAUGCUGCAGGUACAGCAUGCAUAACCAAGCAAGACAAUUGUGGAGGAUAUACAGAUUCUCCAUCAUGUGGAUAUGCUCUUAUUCAAGGACCAUGUGUUUGGGACGCUACCCUUACACCAGCAGCAGCAUGUGUUUAAAAAUCUUGUGAUGCGAUUACUGUAACUGAUGUUGCAAUUGCAUCAAUUGAUGCAUGCUCAGCAAAAUAAUAAAAUUGUACAGUUAGAACAGGAGGAUGCAUGAAAAGAGUGGCAUGUUCAGCCUAUACAAAAAAAGAAUAAUGUGUAGAGAAUUCAACAUCGGGAAAAUGUAUUUGGAAUUCUACAUCUAAUAAAUGUUUUGAUAGAACAUGUAGUAAUGCUGAUUCAACAUAUAAUACUCACCUUAAAUGUUUAGAAGUUGGAAAUUGCACAGUUAAAUUAGGUGAAGAUGGAUCAACAUUGGCAGGAUGUAUUAAUUUGACUGCUUGUUCAGAUUAUAAAGUAGCUGACUAAUGUAAGAAAAAUGCUUCAAAGAAAGAUUGUGAAUGGAGUUUAGUAGAAACACCUAAUAAAUGUGUUGAUAAGACUUGUGCAUCUGCUGAUCCUGCUACAUACACUGAUUUUGAAGAUUGUUAAGGUUAUAUCUUUGAAGGUAAUUGUACAUUAGGAGCUAAGAAAAAUGAAGAUGGAACAUUUACUGAAGGUGGAUGUUAAGCACUUGCAUUAUGUUCAGAAUAUAACACAGCUAAUUAAUGUAAAAAGAGUAAGAACAAAGAUACUGAAGGUAACUUUUUAAAUUGCUAUUGGAAUGAUUCAACCAAAAAAUGUGGAGAUGCUAGUUGUGGAUAAGCAGAUGAUACAUUCACAACACAUGAUGCUUGUGCUACUUAUGGUAAUCCUAUGAAACUUAAAUGUACAGUUGAUAAAGAUGAUAAAGGAUGUGUUCCUAUUCCAGAUACUUGUGAAGGUAUGAGUAAAGGAUAAUGUGUUGAUGUUGACUCCAAAUUAAAUAAAUGUAUUUGGAUUGAAGUUGCUGGUAAUGGAUCAUGUGUUACAAGAACUUGUGAAAAUGCAGUCAGUCCUACUAAUUCUUCUGAUUGUAAAAGUCAUCUUUUCUAUUGUACAAUGAUUGAUACUGGAAGUAAGUGCAAAACUAAAGUAUGUGAAGAUUAUAAUUACACUGAUGAUAUAGCUUGUGCAGCACUCUUUAAGGAUAAAAAAUGUACUACAAAUGGAAAAUUUUGUGUAAACAGAGGAUCUUGUGCUUUAGCUUUAAGUUAAAAAGGAUGUACAACAGAUUCAUCUGGUAAUGCAUGUGAAUGGAUUGUUCCUACUGAUACAACUAAAAUAGCUUAUUGUACAUUAAAGACAUGUAAUACAGCACCUAAAGAUUAUACUUCUGAAAGUUAAUGUUUAUAAUACUUUACUCCAAAACCUCCUGGAGCUACUUGCACUACUUAAUAAGGUGGUGGUUGUGUUUAAAGAUCUACUUGUUCAGCAGCUUAAGUUUAGGCUGCUUGUACUUCUGAUUAAAAUGGAUUUAUUUGUGCUUGGGAUUCAGAUACAUCAAAAUGUAGAAAUUAAGAAUGUAAAGAUAUUUCUGGUACAACUCAUGCUGCUUGUUAAAAUCCUACUGAUAAGAACUUUAAAGGUAAAUGUACUGCUGGUAAAGGUGGUAAAUGUGCUCUUAUGUAGACUUGUGGAUUGACAACAGUAGAAGCAGCCUGUGUUGUUGGAACUGAUGGACCAUGCAUUUGGUUACCAGAUUAUCCUAAUACUGAUAGUAAUACUAAAGGUGCAUGUUUCCUAUAUGAUUCAUGUAGAAGUCUUUUGUGGAAUUCUGAUCCAUUAUGUAAAUACAUUUCAGAUAAAUGUACUACUAAUGGCAAAUUAUGUAUUGGUAUUACUUAAUGUGCCAAAACUAAUGUAGAUGGAGGAUGUGUAACUGGUACAGAUGGAGAAUGUAUUACAUCAGUUUAGACUUUAGGAGCAGCAAAUAAAGUUUGUACUAAAUAUGUAAGUUGUAAUUCAGCUUUAUUUACAACUCAUAAUGAAUGUUUUAAUGCUAAUCCUAAAUGCACUACAAAUGGAACAUCAUCUUGUAUUGAAUUAGCAGCAUGUUCAACAUAUGUAAAAGAAGCUUGUCGUUAUAAUAAAGAUGGUGUUUAAUUGAAUUCAAGUAAAUAAAUUACUUCAACAGGCAAGUGCCAAUGGGAUGAAACUACAAGUGCAUGUAGAGAUUAAAAUUGUUCUGAUCUUAAAGGAGCUAAUCAUAAUGCAUGUUCAUCUUAAUUAAUUACAUGUACAAGUGAUGGUACAAAUUGUAUAACAAAAGAUUCAUGUACUAAAUACACUACAAAUAGUACAUGUAUCAAUUCUUUGGGUAUUGAAGGUUUAUGUACUUGGGUAGAAGGUACAGGUGGAGCAGCUGGAACUUGUAGAGUUAAGACAUGUGAUGAUAUAACUGGUGGUACUUCUGCUUUGGCUUGUAGUAUUGUUGAUUCUUGUACUACUGAUGGAACUAAAUGUAUUAUUAAAGGAACAUGUGAUAAAUAUCUAACUAAAGCUGGAUGUAAUUCUAGAGGAACUGAUGGAAUCUGUGUUUGGACUGAAACUACAACUGGAACCACAACAACAGGAAAAUGUUCAUUAAUGACAAAUUGUGCAGCUGCUUCUAAAGAUUCCAAUGCUUGCCAAUAAGCAUUUAAUAGAUGUAAAUGGACUUCUGGUACAGCAACUUCUGCUAGUUCUUGUGUUGAUCAUACUUGUGAAACUUAUAAUUCUUAAACAGGAAAAUGCACAUAUUUCUCUAAUUGGGAUUCCACUAAAUAUACUAUAUGCCGUAAUGUAGCUGGUAAAUGUACACCUGCAGAUCCUAAGACAUUACUUGAAUCAGAAUGUUAUACUUAAUCAGCAUAUAUGUAUUCAUGGAACACCAAGUUAAAUGCAUGUACUUAAUGUGGUGCCUCUGUUGUUUCACCAAAUAAUUCUACAAAUGGAAAUAAUACAAAUAACAAUAAUGGUUCUACUUCAACUGACUCUGGGUAUGUUCUUGGAGUUGCUGUUCUGUUAGGAUACUUAAUGUAUUGAU